Messenger RNA from Alternaria ventricosa, 2700 nucleotides. It is a transcript of the gene RPN1, whose product is annotated as proteasome regulatory particle base subunit. Gene Ontology annotation, biological process: proteasome-mediated ubiquitin-dependent protein catabolic process; regulation of protein catabolic process. Lineage: Eukaryota; Fungi; Ascomycota; Dothideomycetes; Pleosporales; Pleosporaceae. The record is from RefSeq and is a predicted model, not a curated record. Gene Ontology annotation, molecular function: enzyme regulator activity. Gene Ontology annotation, cellular component: proteasome regulatory particle, base subcomplex; proteasome storage granule; proteasome complex. The transcript has 6 exons. The coding region runs from base 1 to 2700 and encodes 899 amino acids.
AUGGCGAAGGACGACGAGAAGAAGCCCACGGCCGCCGACAAGGGCAAGGGCAAGGCGCCCGUGAGCAAUGAUGCGGACAAGAGCAAGGUCGCAAAGCCAGAUCUUGAGGACAAGAAGGGCGGUGUUGCGACAACUGGCGAGGAGCUCAGCGAGGAAGACCAACAGCUGAAGAGCGACCUUGACAUGCUGGCUGAGCGGAUACUGGGUUCCGACACCAGCCUCUACAAGCCCGCCCUCGAACAGAUCAAGGAAUUCAUCAAGACAUCGACGAGCUCCAUGACGGCCGUGCCCAAGCCGCUCAAGUUCCUCCGACCACACUACGAGAACCUCGAGAAGGCCUACGCAUCAUGGCCAGCAGGCGAGAACAAGCGCUCGCUCGCCGACAUGAUGUCUGUUUUGGGGAUGACGUAUUCCGAUGAGGACCGCCUAGACUGCCUCAAAUACCGCCUCGAGGCCCCCUCCACAGAUCUCGGCUCAUGGGGCCAUGAGUACAUGCGCCACCUUGCGCUUGAGAUUGGCACAGAAUACCAGAACCGCCUGAACGACGACAAAUCCACCGACGACGUCACCGACCUCGCCUCGAAUCUCGUCCCCUUCUUCCUCAAGCACAACGCCGAGGCUGAUGCCGUUGACAUCCUGUCUGAGCUGGAGAUGAUUGAUCAGAUUGAGCAGUACAUCGACGAGAACACAUACUCGCGGGUGGCUCUAUACAUGGUCAGCAACGUGCCCCUCCUCACCUACCCAGACAACGACAAGUUCCUGCGUACCACGUACCGAAUCUACGCCAAAUACAAGCAGUACACACAGGCAAUCGUCAUCGCGAUACGAUUACACGAGACCGAUCUCAUCAUUGAAGCUUUCAACGCUACCAAGGACAAGUCGAUCCGGAGACAAAUGGCCUACCUAUGUGGCCGACAACGGAUAUGGCUCGACGUCUCCGAAGACGACGAUGCGGAGCUCCAGGAGUGCAUCAACAACACGCGACUACCCGACCACUUCAAGGCGCUGGGCAAGGAGCUUAACAUUCUCGACCCCAAGACCCCUGACGACAUCUACAAGACACAUCUGGAGAGCAGCAGGACGGCCGGCCUCACCAAUACCGAUUCCGCCAGACACAACCUUGCUUCCGCCUUCGUCAACGCCUUUGUCAAUGCCGGUUACGCCAAUGAUAAGCUCAUGCUUAACGAGAACACAAAGCAAAGCUGGGUGUGGAAGACCAAGGAGGAGGGCAUGCUGUCAACAACCGCGUCUCUGGGUAUGCUCAUGCUCUGGGACGUGGAAGAGGGUCUCGAUAAGGUCGACCCCUUCACACACGUCGAAGACGACAUGGUCAAGGCCGGCGCCAUGCUUGCUACCGGUAUCUUCAAUUCCGGCGUGCGCAUGGACUCAGACCCUGCCAUGGCUCUCUUGGGUGAUGAGGACAACAUCAACUCCAAGAACCAGAACAUCCGUUUGGCUUCUAUCAUGGGUCUCGGUCUUGCUUACGCGGGGUCUAAUAAGGAAGACCUUUUGGACGUUCUGCUGCCGAUUGUCAGCGACACCAGCCUCGACAUGCAGCUCUCUGCCAUGGCGGCGCUGUCGCUUGGCAUGAUCUUUGUUGGUUCGGCCAACGGAGAUGUCACUGAUGCCCUGAUGAACACGCUCUUGGACGAGGACCGGACGAAGCAGCUCAAGGACAAGUGGACCCGAUUCAUGGCUCUUGGUCUUGCGCUACUCUUCUUCGGCCAGCAAGAAGAGGUCGAUGUCAUUCUGGAGACCUUGAAGGCGCUUGAUCACCCCAUGGCCAAGUCUGCCUCUGUGCUCACAGAGGUGUGCGCAUGGGCUGGUACCGGUGCUGUCUUGAAGAUCCAGCAAUUGCUCCACAUCUGCAAUGAGCACAUCGAGGAUGAGAAUGAGGAGAAGAAGGGCGAUGAGCUACUCCAGUCUUACGCUGUUAUCGGUCUAUCAUUAGUCGCCAUGGGCGAGGACGUUGGUCAAGAGAUGAUCCUGCGCACUCUCGGCCACCUGAUGCACUACGGCGAGGCUAACAUCCGCAAGGCUGUGCCGCUCGCUCUAGGUCUCAUCAGCCCUAGCAACCCUCAGAUGAAGGUCUACGACACUCUUUCUCGUUACUCUCACGACAACGACAACGACGUCGCCAUCAACGCCAUCUUCGCCAUGGGCCUUUGCGGUGCUGGUACCAACAACGCCCGUCUUGCACAACUCCUCCGGCAAUUGGCUAGCUACUACCACCGUGACCCCAACGCUCUUUUCAUGGUCCGCAUAGCCCAAGGUCUGCUGCACGCAGGCAAGGGCACGCUGUCCUUCAACCCAUUCCACACCGACCGCCAGGUCUUGUCUCGUGUCGCAGCGUCUGGUCUCCUCACCGUCCUCGUUUCUCUCAUCGACGCCAAGUCAUUCGUCGCUGGAGACUCACACUACCUACUCUACUACCUUGCUACUGCCAUAUCGCCGCGCUUCCUCAUCACCCUCGACGAGGAUCUGAAGCCGCUGACAGUCAACGUCCGUGUUGGUCAAGCAGUGGACAUUGUCGGUCAAGCAGGUCGCCCAAAGACCAUUACUGGUUGGCAAACACAGAGCACGCCGGUGCUGCUGGCGCACGGCGAGCGAGCGGAGCUCGAAGACGAGAAGUAUCUCAGCCUGACCAAUGUGUUGGAGGGCGUGGUCAUCUUGCGAAAGAACCCAGAAUGGGAGGACUGA